CCCCACAAAACACGCAGCGGCAUCCCCCCUCCCGCACGACGCUCCAUGGAAGACGAAUCCCGCGAACUGCCCCCCGGCUGGGUCCGCCAAUAUGACUCGAAAUCCCACCACCAAUUCUUCGUCGACACCGCAUCCUCGCCUCCCCGCUCCAUCUGGCACCACCCGUACGACGACGAGACCUACCUCUCCACCAUCUCUGCCUCUGAGCGGGAACGCAUCCGGAACUUGCAUCCCGUGCCGACGCGCGCGGAUAUCGAGGCCGAGAGCUCGGGAGACGAUGAACAUCAUCAUUAUGAGGGUGGUGGAGGGGAAGAGAGUUUAAGUGGCCCUAAGAAAUUCGGGCGGAAGGUGAAGGAUAAAUUAACGGGGUCGACGCAUCAAGAGCGGGAAGUGGCGAGGAGGAAGAGAGAGGAGGAGGAGCGGAGGAUGUAUGAGCAGCAUCAGCAUAUCCGGCGCCAGAUGAGCUUAGCUGCUGAAACUGGGCAGCCCCAAUUGUUAGGUAAAGAUAGGAAUGGGAAGGAUGUUUAUAUCGAGCCGCCCGCCGCGGAUCCGUAUGGAGGCGGCUUUGGAGGAGGGGGCUUUGGUGGGUAUGGUGGGGGACUAGGGUAUGGGUAUAAUCCGUAUAGUCAGGGG
Mollisia scopiformis is the source of this 633-nucleotide messenger RNA. RefSeq lists its product as uncharacterized. The annotation marks the transcript as partial. Lineage: Eukaryota; Fungi; Ascomycota; Leotiomycetes; Helotiales; Mollisiaceae. The transcript has a single exon. The record is from RefSeq and is a predicted model, not a curated record.